This is a messenger RNA of Styela clava, 3494 nucleotides long. RefSeq names its product AMP deaminase 3-like. Lineage: Eukaryota; Metazoa; Chordata; Ascidiacea; Stolidobranchia; Styelidae. Gene Ontology annotation, biological process: IMP salvage; AMP metabolic process. Gene Ontology annotation, cellular component: cytosol. The record is from RefSeq and is a predicted model, not a curated record. Gene Ontology annotation, molecular function: AMP deaminase activity.
ACCAAUAAACCAAAGAUUUAAUUCGGUAAAUUUUGGACGAUGACAGUAAUGCAAGUAAUCCUGUGAGAUGGGAAACGGAUGUUCCGGUCAGAACGCUGUUGCCACUGCUCCCGGAGGGAAAGCUGAACCAAAUGAAGACAUGAAAAAGCAAACUCCACAAGAAGAGGAAGACGAAGAAAAAUGGAAUGUUGCUAUUACCGAGGAAAUAGGUCGAAUGUUGGUCGCAAGCUCAAACAACGAAUCUCAAACUAUACUAAAAGACGGCGAUGUGGCUUCAGAUUUACUCUCGGAAAUGGCUGAAAAUUUGUUUCUGCAACAAAAAACGUGGAGCAGUAAAAAGAGUAGUGAUAGACCAUUUGAAGUUUCAUCUCACCCAACACCGAUUGAAAUAGACGAAGAACAAAUUCGAAAAAGACUGAACAAGCGGAGACAUGCAAGGCCUGCGCUCGAUGCCAGCAUAUAUGCAAAAUUACAACACGAAAAGGAGCCUGAUGAACAGUCACAAUCCAAAGAUGCUGCGCCAACCACUCGACCCCAAACAUCAAAAACUGUUUUAAAAACCAGUUUUCAAGACGUUAUAGGUGUGGAAGCGGAAAUUCCUUUUCAGCGAGUUUUAAUAUCGGGUGUCGAGAGUGAAGUAGCAAGCGAAGAAAUUGGAGACCUAGCUUUGAGCUUGAUUCACGUAUUAGGCACUAGGCAACAUUACAUGAGACUUUCAAGGCAAUCAUUUCCAGCAAAUAUAUCAAAAUUUUUGGCUAAAACUACGGGAACGCAAGCACAAGAACCUAUUUUUCCAGAUUUCAUCGAUCCCAUCACCGACACAGUAAUGACUCCAUCUGACGAGAAGUCUCUGAUUGUUUCAACAAAAGCAGGACUUAUCACAAUAACUAAUGAAGCAGGCGAAGAAGUUCUGCUGCCAUGCAUUAACAGAGACAUAUUUAUAAAAAAUAGAAAUCUGUUAUAUGCUUUGGUAGCUGACGGCCCCUUAAAAUCAUUCUGUUAUCAUCGACUUUCUUACCUGAAAUCAAAAUUUCGUCUUCAUCGACUUUUGAACGAAGUCAGUGAGUCAGAGGCAAUGAAAAAUCCAGGAACAACGGCGAGAAGAGAUUUUUACAAUGUCCGAAAGGUUGAUACACACAUACACGCGGCGGCAUGUAUGGGCCAGAAACAUUUGUUGGGUUUCAUGCAUGAAAAAGCGAGAACGGAGCCCGGUGCUGCUGUUUUGAUACGAGAUGGAAAGACAAUGACACUAAAGCAGGUGUUUGAUAGCUUGAAGUUGGAUCCACUUUUUCUCAACGUCGAUUCGUUGGAUGUUCAUGCAAAUAGACAAACGUUUCAAAGAUUUGAUCGUUUCAAUAAUCUCUAUAGUCCCAUGGGUGCAUCAGAGUUACGUGAAAUAUUUUUGAAAACAGACAACAAUACCGGUGGAGAAUACUUUGCUCAAAUAAUAAAACAAGUUGAAGAAAAAUUGUGCGAUCAAAAAUAUCAUCAUUUAGAGUUGAGAAUUUCAAUAUACGGGAAAAGCUAUGAUGAAUGGGAAAACCUUGCUAACUGGUUUGCUCGGCAUAAACUUGAAAGCAUUCAUAUACGUUGGCUAAUUCAAGUUCCUCGUCUAUAUGAUGUUUACAAAGCUAAAGGGGUUGUUUCAACUUUUCAAGAUGUCUUGGACAACGUCUUCCGACCUAUAUUAGAAGCUACAUUGUGGCCAAACCGACAUAAAGCUAUGCAUACAUUUUUGAGACACGUGAUAGGAUUUGACAGUGUUGACGACGAAUCCAAACCGGAGCCGGGCUUCAUGAAGAGGACUUCUCCAACUCCCGACUGCUGGGCGCGAGACACAAAUCCUUCCUACGCAUAUUACAUCUACUAUAUGUACGCUAAUGUUGCAAGACUCAAUCACAUGAGGCAUUUGAGAGGAAUGAACACAUUCUCAUUGCGGCCUCACUGUGGCGAAGCUGGUCAUCACGAUCAUCUUUUAACAAGUUUUAUUCUUGCUGAUAAUAUUUCUCACGGCCUGGUGUUGAAAAAGAUUCCUGUUCUGCAAUAUUUGUAUUAUUUAGCUCAGAUCGGUAUCGCCAUGUCGCCACUGAGUAAUAAUCAUUUGUUUCUCGAAUACAAUAAAAAUCCUUUUCCUGACUAUUUUGCUCGAGGGUUGAACGUCUGUCUCUCUACCGACGAUCCUCUUCAAUUUCAUUUUACGAUGGAGCCUUUGAUGGAAGAAUAUGCGGUAGCGGCACAGGUUUGGAAGCUGAGUGUGUGUGACAUGUGCGAAAUAGCACGCAAUAGUGUUAUGAUGAGCGGUUUUUCACAUAAAGAAAAGCAACGAUGGCUUGGCGAAUCGUACAGGUCCGAAGGGGCGAAAAGUAACGAUAUAUGUCGAACGAACGUUCCAGAUAUUAGAAUUGCUUAUCGACACGAAACUCUGUGUGACGAACUUCAGCUGUUAUACGAAGCGAUCGCUCUUGCUAGAGACUCCAGAGCAUCUCUUUUUCAUAAAGAUUGAGAGACGGAAAAUUAAAAUAUUCUACUUUCAUUUUAUUUUUUAGCACCCCAAUAAUAUACAUUCAUUCCACCAUGUAUAAUUUUUGGCCGAAAAGUGGCCUAGAAAUGGGAUGAACCGGUAAAGUAUAUUUUUUGUAAGACUUAUUUAUGAAAGAGAGCGUAUAUUACUCAAAUUAUACAACAGAAAUCAGAGCAUACAAAAGCAUAUUAAUUCAUCUUGAAUUUUUUACUGCCCAGUAUGCGGUCGCUGGAUUCCUUAUUAGUGACGCAAUGCAAAAAAAACUGUUUGCAGGUUGGUAACUGGGUGCAAGAAAAAUUACAUGGCUUUUUUAAACUGUAUGUAAUACUGAGGAAAGGUAUGUAACACUCACUCAGAAGAAACAAAGCUUUACUCACAUUUGAGCAAAGUUACGGGCGACCACAGAAAUACCAAGAACUACUACAGUCAUACAAAAUUAUCAUAAUGCAUAGGCGCUAGUAAAUCCUAGUUGGCAAAGUUGCCGUAUUUAUUCCGAAUCCAUUAAUUGAAGAUUGGUUACAGUUUUAAUUGUGAAUAAUCAAAAUAAACUCAUGCAAGUCACGAAAACUUUGAAGCCGAAGAUAUAACAGCUGUUCGACAAAAGUCCUGUUGUUUACAGCAAAGUGAGUGAAUGAUAAAUAGCAGGGUUAGAACAUCAGGUUCAACUUCAAUAAAACCCCGGGAUCCCAAGAAGGCAUUCUCUGUCAAAAAUUCCCUCACUUAUUAUAGUAUAGCAUUCGAAUAAAUUAUAUUUUAUAUAAGUUAAAUACAAUACCGCAAAAGUUCACGUUACCGACAGUCGGGAAAUCUUUAAAAACCUCCGUUUGAGACAAAUUGCUUCGUGUUCACAUUACGUAUGUGUCCAAGUGGAUUCGUGUCGGUAUAUUCCCGCCAAUCCUAUUUCUCUUUAAGAUCAUGGUUCACACUUUAAGUUCAAAUACGGUGUUUCCCCGAAAAUAAGACCUAGCCUGAA